This is a messenger RNA of Mercenaria mercenaria, 5245 nucleotides long. RefSeq names its product toll-like receptor 7. Gene Ontology annotation, biological process: signal transduction. The transcript has a single exon. The record is from RefSeq and is a predicted model, not a curated record. Gene Ontology annotation, molecular function: protein binding. Lineage: Eukaryota; Metazoa; Mollusca; Bivalvia; Venerida; Veneridae. The coding region runs from base 487 to 2745 and encodes 752 amino acids.
CCGUACAUGUCGGUGUUUCAUGACUUGUUUCAUAAGAAACAAUGUAAAAGCUGCCUUUAUUUAAUGUUAUAUUAUCUUAAAGCUAUUUAAGCAUUUGCAAUAUUUAUUAAAUAGCCCGCUUAAUACUUUUACUUAUUGUAUCGUAUUUAAGAUGAUAUUGAACCAAAGAUUUAAAUUUGUUUAAUGUAAACAAACUUCAUCUUAAUUCUACACAAAGCAAGGUGAAAAGUUCAUACCGCUUUAAAAUGCAGAGUGCUGAUUUCCUGAUUCAUAUAACUUAAGUACUGUCUAUAAACCUUGCACUAAUGUAAACGUUUUACACAGCAUUUCGAAAGAGGAAAUUGGACUGAAUAUUUUUUCUGACUGUUACUUUAUUGUGCAUUUCUGUUGGUAACAAUGCAACUUGGAUUGUUCACGAUAUGUUACAAUUUAUUGAAAUAUUAAUAAAAUAUUCACCUUGUUUAUACGGUCAAUUUGAAGAUAAAGAUGCAAAUAUAUUUAUUUUAUUCAUUAUUAUUUGGAUUUACUUACUUUAAUCGAAAAUGUGACUCGAUUACCACAGAUUUGUCAGGACAUGUUUGCAGACAAAGUGGCUCAGAACUUAUUUGUAAUGUCAUACCAAGUGAUAGUGAUAUUCCAGACGGGGUGAAGUCAGUUCACCUUAUUAAUCUAUAUGUGCCUGGAAAAAUCAUAAGAAAAGGAACGUUUUCAUCGGAUAAAUGGGGGAAAAUAAAGGAAUUAGAAAUUUCUGCAGAUAGAAGGUGGACUGAAAACCAUGACACUGUGCAAACAUUCGAUUCCUUGUGUUUUGAUGGAUUGAAGAGCCUUGAAAAAUUGCACAUAAGUAUAUCAACUUCUGUUGAGUUUACACCAGAGACACUAAGAGGACUGCCUAAUUUAAAACUUCUGGAUUUGGCAGGUUGUCGCCGAUUUUUUAUCGAUAACCUAAUAACUGCUUUGAAUGACGCUUACGCUGUACCUAACUUACAAAGUCUUAAUAUAUCACUCUUAAAUAGCUUCCGUAAUGGGAACAGGCUCACUGACAAUUUUUUCAAACUUAUUUCAAACAAAAAGUUAAAAGAACUUGAUAUCAGCUCAAUGCAAAUAUUAUUAAUGAAUAUAACAUCAUUUGAAGAAAACUGUGCGACAUUGGAAUAUGUCAACAUAUCAAAAAUUAUGUUAAGCGAUUAUACACGUGACAAUGUAGCCCGAUAUUGUCCUAAUCUGAAAUAUAUGGAUGCAAGUUACAUAACAUUACCAACAACGGCUUUCCCAGAUCGCGGUCCUACGACAAAGAUUUUUUACAACAGAUCCAUACCGGUUGACUUUAACUGGACACCUUUAAGACUAUUAUCAAACAUUGAACAAAUAAAUUUAUCGGGAUUAACACCAAAACAGACUAGAAUCUUAAUCAAAAACGUUUCAGUGCAUAUAUUUGAAAUAAGUAGAUUCAGUCUUAGACGACUAGUGUUAAGAGAUAACAAUUUAGAAAGACUGGAUAUAAAAGUUUUCUCGCGAAAUUCAAAAUUAGAAUCAAUUGACUUGUCAAGCUGCAAUAUUCGCUAUCUUCGACCAGAGUUACUGUCAAGUUUUACAUUACUGGCACAGAUUGACAUAUCAAACAAUCACCUGAAUAAUAUGAUGAUCGAGGAUGCCGGUAUGUUUAGUAAUCUGUUCCGCAACUUAGCACAGUUAAGUUAUGUUAAUCUGGCUGGCAAUCAUCUUACGUAUUUGCCACGUGAUAUUUUUAAAUAUAAUUCUCAAAUGGAAAUAAUUGAUUUAUCGAAUAAUUUGCUAACGCAAGUGUCAUUUGAUGUAGAAAGACUUAAGAAAGUUAAAACGGUUAAUUUGGCAGGAAAUAUUAUAAAGAUACUGAAUGAUGCUUCGAUGGCUAGACUUAGUAAUUUACUAAAUACAAAUAACAGAACAAAUAAUUCAACGAUGGAGCGUUUGCUAAUUCUGAAUGGAAAUCCAAUCAGUUGUUCAAGUUGUGACUCCCUUUCCUCUAUAAAAUGGCUCGUUCAUUCAGAGUCUGUGGUUAAAGGUUUCUCUGCGCUGGAAUGUCUGGAUGAGAAUGCCGGCAAAGUUGGAAUCGAUGAAAAUGUUAUAGACAAUGUUCAAAUAAUUUGCAACAGGCCAAAAGUGAUAAUAAUGUCAUGUGUUGCUGUUGCUAUUACAAUCGCAAUAGUUAUAAUUUUGGUGUUGGUAAUGCGAUAUCGCCGUCGUCGUCGGCAGUACAAACUGGAAAUGGAAGACCGUGUUGCACUCAUCAGACAAGGUGCAGAAUCACAUCAGUUUGUAGUAUUUCUAUCUUACAGCAGUAAAGAUGACGAUUUUGUUUAUAAGUACGUUUACGACCCUCUGAACGAACACCUUCGAAACAUGGUUGGAGAAAACAGAGAUCUCGUCUGUGAAGGAGACAGGGAUUUUCAACUCGGGCGACCAAUACAUGAUCAAAUUUCCCUUCUAUUGAAAAAGUCGUCUGUUGUUGUAGUACUUCUAACAGACAAUUACAGUCUUAGUGUUCACUGUCGUAAUGAGUUUGACCAAGCAUUUAUGUUAGAAAAGCCGAUAAUAUUGAUGAUAAAGGAUCACGUAGAUACUGCCCUAAUGACACCACUUAUACAAGAUUUGUACGAGAAGAGAACUAGGAUUUUGUGGAUGUGGGAAAAUGGGCAGUACAUACUUAAAACCUCCUGGGAAAAUUUAUGUACAUCUAUAGUUGAACUUGUGGAUAGGACAUAAGUUUUUCUUAUCUCAAGGAGAAACCUCUGCGGCCGAGAAUUAAGGAUCGCUGACUUCGAAUUGCGUGUCCCUCCAAUUAUGCCUAGAAGGGCACUUUAGAUUCCUUCCGCCACCGAGAAGAGGAAACCUUAUAUGACAUGAACACUGUGGGUGUGACUUAACACCCGAAAAAUAAAAAUGCAUGUUUUAUGUAGCUUUUGUCGUUAAAAUGAUAACUAGACAAGCAAGUUUAUGAAGUAUAUUCAUACAGGUUUAAUAAAUGUUUUGAAAAAUAAGAUAUGCAUCAAUCCCGUUUUUCACGUUAUAAUCUAAACUGUGUGUCUUGUACUGGAUAUGUAAGAGGUGCUGCUAUUUUUAUUUUGUCUUGAUAAAUGUUGCAACUUAAAUGUAUAAUAAUUAAAUUGCCAGAAAGAAGCUUUAUCACAGGUUAUGUCAAGCGAUUGUUGUAAGUUAGAGUGAUUAUGUAACAAUAGCAGAAUUCUGGAAGUAUACUUUCCUACAUAUUCAAAUUGAUCGUAAAUCAAAAUAUGUGUUAUUACAAAUUUUCGAUGUUUUCUACACAUUAAUAUUUCAUUUAAAUAGUGUGUGUAUUGCAAACUCCGAUUUGGAUUAGCUUCUAGUAUGAUAUAUUGCAGCUAUAUGUUUUAAAUUUUCAUAUAUAGUGCACGGAGCCGGUAUAUAUAUUUAGGUCCUUUCUCAAUAUGAAUUUCCAGCAUAGAUGUCCUAUCCGUUCUGGGUCCGACGCCCGCUUUACGUGUAGAAUUCUUUCCGGCGAGGAAGCAGUACAGCUGACUUGAAACGUGUAGAUGGUUCUACCCAGGUGUUCUAUAUAGUAUUCAGAGGGGCACCUUGGAUCCUCCUGAAAAAGAUGGAUAGUCGUCAUAUAAUUUCUAGUGGUGUCGGUCUGACGUUAAAUUCAUCAAGACGCAAACAAAAAGAAAUAGACGGACGAAUUUGUGACCUGGACUAACCAAUGGCACGUGACUUAAGUUUGCAUAUUAGAUUACUUGAUAACGCAUUAUAGAAAAUUUAUCAAAAUGAAAAAUAUAUGUAACACUCUGUCCGAUUGGACGAGAGUGUCUAUUUUUUCACUCUGCUGAUUGUGCAACGCUGAGUGAAAUGUCAGACAAAGCGUUUAUCCUUAAUGAAGCUGUUUACAGUUUUAAAGCUUCGUAAUGCUCAGAAUAUUUAGCAAGAAUAUUGGUAUAUCUAAAAUGAUUCGUAAGUUUAAUAAAUAUAGUAAAAAAACGUGUUCAAAUACCAACAGAUGUCAAUUGACAUAGAGAGCUGAAUAUGGUCUGCGUAUCACAUGAAUAAGGGUGUGAUUAGCCGAUUGAUUAAAGUCUUCUAGGUAGAGAAAUGCCUUCUAGACCACUGCUGUAUUCAUUCGCCGUUAAAAUUGCACCCCUACGAAACCUUUGUGAAGAAUUAAAAAAGAACCAUUUAAAUUGUUAGUGUCGUAUUUAGUUUUGCUAUUUGCAAAAUGUUAGAAUGUAGAGACAGACCCUAAAUUUUUCAAUGAUAGAAAUGCAUUAAAUAAAGUCUAGAAAAGUCCUUGAAAUAACCAAACAUUAUUUCACAAAUGUGAAAUUUAUGAUAGUUUUUAUGAUAUCAAUGAUAGAAAUGUUAAUAUCUAAUUUAAAGUUGUGAUCCACAAAUAAUAACAACUCUUGCCAUGGGGUGGUACUUAUAAGCAGAGAUAUCUAGUAGUUAACUUCACUUGCAAUUACAUAAGUGUGUGGAAAAUGAAAACUGUUUAAGACACAAUAAACUUUUUGUUUUAUUACAAUUCGCCGACCGUCCUUUUAAAAGAUAUUUCUUUUUACUAUUGAACUUACAUGUAGAAUAAAUAAGAAAAUAUUCAUAAUCAUGAACAGGUUAUUGUGGUUAGGCUAAUUGUAUUCACAAAAACUUAUGUAAAACAGUGGGCCAAAGCGUAUUAAUUAUUCAAGAUAACGUACAGAAGUUUUAUCGCAUCUUAAUCUUGCUGGAGAACCUUCAAAGGGAAAGUGGACUAACAGAAUGCAUAAAUUGUUAGCUAAUAUUUUGAAGUAGAUAUGUUUUCAUUUAGAGCAGCAAUAAUGUGUAUGACAAAUUUAGGAAGUUCACGUGAAAAAUGGGGUUGAACUUUUUUUUUUAUAGAAGUAAACAUUAAAUGCACAUGAUGAUGUUCACGCAAUAUCCUCGUGAUUUGAUAAUCAAAGUUAAUGCAUUUUGCUUCUCGUCUGAAGUGUCACCGCGGUGUUUCCUCUCUUUCCGGCGCAAUUUGCUCUGUACGUUUUGAUAUAGAUUCCAAAACGAGAUCAGUUUGUCUUAGCAAACAGUAUGAUAAUUACUGUGUGUCAAAGUUACGUUCAAUGUUUACAAUGUUUACGGAUCUCCAGUUUCUACGAAGCAACCGAACCCCUCUUCCUGUCAUGGUAUGUGUUUCGAAAUUGUCAAAAAUAAACUGAUUUUAAAGAAAAUGUUGAUAAACAGAAAAAAACAAUUUGAAAGAAAA